Molecule: messenger RNA, 1425 nt
Organism: Yarrowia lipolytica CLIB122
Lineage: Eukaryota; Fungi; Ascomycota; Dipodascomycetes; Dipodascales
Molecular function (GO): protein binding
Source: RefSeq, a predicted model, not a curated record
AUGAACCAUCUACCGGCGGAGCUGAUGGUAAAAAUCGCCGAGCAUUUGCGGGACGACUUUGUGUCGCUUUCGGCGCUCACAGACACGUGCCAAACGACCCGCAAUGUGCUGGCCGAUGCUGAAAACGACUUUCUGUGGAAAAACGCGGCCCGCGAUCUCUGUUUCUACAUCGACAAGAGCUACGGGGGCUCCGAAAGCUGGCGAAUGACGUGUUAUCGACUCUGGAAGGUGGUGGGCGAACCACAAAAGCACUGGUGCCACGUGGAAGACAACUCCGUGGUGAAACGAUACUGGGACAUGCGAAUCGACAAGGGGAGCAUCUACACAAUGGGACUCAAGGAGGUGAACACAACGACCGCCAACGCAGACGCAGACGACAAGAUGGGCGCCGAAUCGGACGACCCUAUGAAUACAAAACGACGCUUGCUCUGCGGGGGAACAUUUGCCAAUGCGGCCCAACUCAACACGCUCGACACUCCUCCUCACAACACAUACGACGUUGUGAAUCGCAAAACGGCGCCGGUGGCCGUGCUACCGCUCGGUAACAAUCUCUUUGGCUUGAUUGUCAAAUUUAACAACUCUGGAAACAACAUGACGGCGAGUUUAACGGACUUUACAACGUGGAGAUUCGACCUGGAGAUGGAGAGCGACUUCCAGGUAUCUGGCCUCGUCAUGCUCGUCCACUGUGCUCUGGUUGAUCCAGACGGCACGGGACACUUUGUGUUCAGCUACACCGCAUCUUCUGGCAUCAAAAAGACACUGCUGAUCUGCCAAACAGGGCAACAAGAGCUGUCCGAAGCUGAUCUGAGAAAUACAGAGCUGAGGUUCCCGCCCAAAUGGUUUGUUCCUACGCGCAGCUUCAUCAACUCCUUUUCACGCAUCUCUGCGUCCAUCUACUGUCUCUACUUGCAGACCAAUAUUGCCAUUUUUGACUGUGAGACGGGCGAGAUCUGGAACUGUUUCCACGGGGUGAGCAACUGGAACGCGACUGUGGUCUUUUGUGGUCCCUGGGUGGUUUUGGCGAUCGAUAGAAACGUCUACGUGAAUUUUCUGGCCAAGAAACUGCGCUAUUUGCCCCAAAUGAAGGAGACGGGGGAUGCAGAGACAACCGCGACACGUCAGUAUCGCACUCCACUUGCCCGACGAGUGUCCAACACUAUCAGACACCGGUUUGAAGAGGAGGACGAAAACUGGGCGGUUUUGCUGGUCAAGAAACGUAUCAACAUCAACCGCACAUUUGAGGACGAGGUUUUGUUGAGCACGGAGAACACGUACCAAAAGUACAUUUACCUUCACAGACCUUUCCAAGAAACGGAUCAUGUGUUUCUGGAUGUUGAGACCAUGGAGGGCAUUAAAAUUGCUGUUCAGUAUGGCACCAAGGAGGUUGCUGUGGACGAGGACAUGAGGGUUUACGAGAGGAGAUGA